Molecule: messenger RNA, 1399 nt
Organism: Lolium rigidum
Lineage: Eukaryota; Viridiplantae; Streptophyta; Magnoliopsida; Poales; Poaceae
Product: protein Brevis radix-like 1
Exons: 5
Coding region: 1-1227 (408 amino acids)
Source: RefSeq, a predicted model, not a curated record
AUGCUGGCGUGCGUCGCGUGCACGAGGCCGCAGCUCGGCGGCGGCGGCGGCCUGCCGCCGCUGCACGAGCCGGCGGAGGAGGAGGACGUCGUCGACGGGGCCGGCGGCGUGGGCGCCGGCGCGGCGACGCCCAGCACGCGGCAGGCCAUCAAGGCGCUCACCGCCCAGAUCAAGGACAUGGCGCUCAAGGCGUCGGGCGCGUACCGGCACUGCAAGCCCUGCGCGGGGUCCUCGGCGGGGGGCUCGGGGCGCCACCACCCGUACCACCACCGCGGGGGCAGCGGCGGCGGCUUCCGGGGCUCGGACGCCACCUCCGGCUCCGGCCGCUUCCGCUACGCGUACCGGCGCGCCGCGGGCGACGGCGGCGGCGGCUCGAGCGGGGACGCCACGCCGUCCAUGAGCGCGCGCACCGACUUCCUCGCCGGCGACGAGGAGGAGCCGGAGGAGGAGGAGGACGACGACAUGUCGUCUGGCGCCGGCGGUUGCGGCAAGGAGGACAACGCCAAGGAGUGGGUGGCGCAGGUGGAGCCCGGCGUCCUCAUCACCUUCGUCUCGCUGCCGCAAGGUGGCAACGACCUCAAGCGCAUCCGAUUCAGCCGUGAGAUGUUCAACAAAUGGCAAGCGCAAAGGUGGUGGGCUGAAAAUUAUGACAAAGUUAUGGAACUUUACAACGUCCAGAGGUUUAACCAUCAAAGUGUCCCUCUCCCCACUACACCGAAGUCUGAAGAUGAGAGCUCCAAGGAGGACAGCCCAGUCACACCACCACUGGAUAAGGAGCGAUUACCUCGUUCUUUACAGAGACCAACAUCUGGUGUCGGAGCGAUGGGUUACUCUUCAUCCGAUUCUCUGGAGCACCAUUGCAAUGGCCUCCACCACCAUGGACACCAGCGUUACGACUCAGUGGGGCUAGCAUCGACACCGAAGCUGUCAAGCAUAAGCGGAGCAAAGACAGAAACCUCAUCGAUGGAUGCAUCAAUGAGGACGAGCUCGUCGCCAGAAGAGGUUGACAGGUCCGGUGAGCUUUCUGUGUCCAUCAGCAAUGCAAGCGACCAAGAGAGGGAGUGGGUGGAGGAAGACCAGCCUGGUGUAUAUAUUACCAUCCGGGCUUUGCCUGGCGGCAUAAGAGAACUCCGACGCGUUCGAUUCAGCCGAGAGAAGUUCAGCGAGAUGCAUGCCAGGCUAUGGUGGGAGGAGAACCGGGCGAGGAUACAUGAACAGUACCUCUGAGAUAGAAGAAUUGCACAUUGAAAACUAAACAGAGAACUUUGGUCGUUGACAUGAGCUAGCUGUUGAUCCAUGUUGUACAUUUUUUCGGUUGGAGCUAACACUACUCCCUCUCUGCGCAGCAGCAGUAGUGAGGUUAAGUCGUCGUUUCUAGUAUACUGAUCUUGCUAGUCUC